Molecule: messenger RNA, 2268 nt
Organism: Python bivittatus (Burmese python)
Lineage: Eukaryota; Metazoa; Chordata; Lepidosauria; Squamata; Pythonidae
Gene: ANKRD55
Product: ankyrin repeat domain 55
Cellular component (GO): cytoplasm
Molecular function (GO): protein binding
Source: RefSeq, a predicted model, not a curated record
GUCAUGGAUUUUAGCACUUCGUCAGUGUUUGAUCGUCAGAAAGGCGAUUCAGCAGAAGAAAUUGACCUAACUCUGGUGUAUCAAGCAGCAGCUAAUGGGGAUAUUAAUACUUUAACUACUGUCAUCCGUGAAGAUCCUUCAAUAUUAGAAUGCUGUGAUAGUGAGGGCUGUACCCCCUUGAUGCAUGCCAUUUCAGGACGCCAACUUGAUACAGUGAAAUUGCUGCUAAAGAUGGGAGCCAAUAUUAAUACUCAAGAUGCCCGUGGGCGCACUAGUUUAUCUCUGGCAACCUAUCUGGGAUGGCUUGAGGGUUGUGUUAGCCUGCUAAGAAAUGGAGCCAGACAGAACAUCCCAGAUAAAAAUGGAAGAUUACCCCUACACGCUGCCACUGCUGACCCCAAUGUCAGACUGUUAUCUGUAUUGCUUCAGCAGUCGGACCUAAGUGAAAUUAAUCAUCAGGAUAAUGAGGGAAUGACAUCACUCCAUUGGGCUGCAUUCCACAAUCAACCUCAGCAUGUUCAGACAUUGCUGCAUAAAGGAGCAGAUCCAACUUUGGUGGACAAAGAUUUUAAAACAGCUCUUCACUGGGCAGUUCAGAGUGGAAACCGGAUCCUAUGUUCCAUUAUCCUGAACCACCAUCAAGGCCCGUCAAUAAUAAACUAUGAUGACGAGAACGGGAAGACUUGCAUUCAUGUUGCAGCUGCUGCAGGAUACAGCGACGUUAUUAGCGAGCUGGCUAAAAUCCCAGAAUGCAACCUGCAGGCGCUGGACGUGGAUGACAGGACACCUUUGCAUUGGGCUGCAGCAGCAGGAAAAGCUGACUGUGUUAAGAUUCUGCUACAGCUGGGGGUAGAGAGCAGCCCCAGGGAUAUCAAUGAGAAUACACCCCUGUCAUAUGCCCUGUUUUGUGGGCACACAGCAUGCAUUGCACUGCUCUCUCAAGAAAACAGACCCGAGUUAUUCCAUCACGUUUCCUCCCAGAACAACAAAUUAUCGAAGAAGGAAGGGAGAUUCAGUAUGCUUAACCAAAUCUUCUCCUCUAAAAAGAAAAAGGGGGAUUGGAAGGCAAAUUUGAAAGAGAAGAGUAGAGACAGAUCCCAGAGGGAAGAGACCUCAGAAGUAGAUGAGAUUAUCACCACAUUUGACUGCAUAAUGGAUUCCAGCUAUAAUUGUUCAUCCAAGGAGUGUAUGAAAGCUACUGACCUUAAGAAAAGAAAUGCAGACACCAAGAAGUACCUCAUUUCAGAAAAUAAUACACCAGAUUACAAUGGCUUUCCACCAAUCAGAACACAAAGUCUCCCACCCAUAACUGUGAGUCAUUCUUUUUUAACAUCUUCUCACACUACAAUCUCUAGCAUGAAUAUGGAGAGUGAUUCUCACAAUUUUGCAACCUGGUCUCAAAAAAGCAGAAGUGAACAUGAUUUAUCAAGUCAAAGAAGCAGCCAACAAGCUUUGGACAGCCCUUGGAAAGUUGACAAAAACCAAACAUCCAAAUAUAAAGACUGGACAACCAUGCCUUCUGAUAAUAAACUGAUAGAUGGAUUGUUCCCAAACAGAUCUCAUCAUGUGUUAUGCCCUCCACAUCUUCCCCAUCUGUCUAAUUUGUCACCAGGGAAAAACUUUCAGCAGACAACUUUAGAACUUCCCAGAGUAAAAGACCUAACAGCUGUAAGGAACAACUUGGCCCCCAUAGUAAAACACUGUGAACAGAAAGUCCAGCUAUCACCCAACCAAGCUCCUCAAGGUACCAAAGAGUUGAAGAUAUUGUCUUUAAAUUCAUUGAGAACUGGCACAUCUAUUUUGCCACCAACAUUUGCUACCAAGUCCACAAACGCAGGACUUUCCCAGUACUCAUUCUUAUCACUGCAAUCAACCAAGCCUCUCCGAACUAGUAAAGUCCUGCCAGCCAUUCCAAGCCAGAAAGGAUCCAGCUUCACAAAUGGUUCGACCUCCCAUGCGCAGGCGCUGUGGCUGCAAGGAAGACCCCAGUCGGGGCCCCUUCCCCUACGGCGAACCCCUCCCCCGUCGCCCCCCUUUUGGGACCCAAAGCUCGGAAUCCUGGCAGCCAGAGACCCGUUACGGGAAGCACCUCCUCUCCGUUUGCCACGCCCAUCGCCGCACGUGACCACCAUGCCGGCCAAUGGCGGCCCGAAUGGGUCCCUCGCGCACGCCGUGUCGCUGCAGUUAUACCCGAGAGACGGCGCCGAGACGUCUCCGCCGCUGGGCUGGAGGGCGAUGGUUCGAGGCCUGCGGGUGUGGCGCAACUAG